This is a messenger RNA of Phanerochaete carnosa HHB-10118-sp, 549 nucleotides long. RefSeq lists its product as uncharacterized. Gene Ontology annotation, biological process: translation. Lineage: Eukaryota; Fungi; Basidiomycota; Agaricomycetes; Polyporales; Phanerochaetaceae. Gene Ontology annotation, molecular function: structural constituent of ribosome. Gene Ontology annotation, cellular component: ribosome; cytosolic large ribosomal subunit. The coding region runs from base 31 to 414 and encodes 127 amino acids. The transcript is spliced from 6 exons. The record is from RefSeq and is a predicted model, not a curated record.
GUUGCUGUCGCCGCCCUCGAAACCUCCACCAUGGCUAAGACCACCAUCGUUAAGAAACGCACCAAGCCCUUCAAGCGCCAUCAGUCCGACCGUUACAAGAGCGUGAAGGAGGCAUGGCGAAAACCCAAGGGUAUUGAUAACAGGGUGCGACGACGCUUCAAGGGUCAGCUUUCCAUGCCCAAGAUUGGUUAUGGAAGUAACAAGAAGACCCGCCACCUCCUCCCUAACGGUCUCAAGAAGUUCUUGGUUAGCAAUGUCCGGGAGCUCGAUCUCCUGCUCAUGCAUAAUAAGACCUUUGCCGCGGAGAUUGCGCACAACGUUAGCAGCCGCAACCGUAUCAUCAUUAUUGAGAGGGCAAAGGUCUUGGGCGUUAAGGUUACAAACCCGGCUGCCCGCCUGCGGUCAGAGGAGUAAUUUAUAUGGUCCCCAGUUUUUCCUCUACGCUCUCUUGUUCACCUUAUCCAUGUACCAUCCGCAUAUGCCAAAAAUAAUGGCCAUGCGCUCAUACUUCUGGCUACAUCCGGGGAGUUUAUUGCGAGUCUUGUCACG